GCACAGCAGCCUGGGAAAAAUUCUUCAAUGUGAAGACAUCUAUAGAGAAGGUCAACACAUCGGUUGUUCCUUUGCUCUGACUGAAGUGAAGGAUUCCAUUUUCGAACAGCACAGUGUCCAAAUAAUGGUCAAGGAUAAUGCAGGAAAAAUUAGACCAUUUUUCAAUAUAGUGCCUUUAACUUCUCAUGUGAAGCCUGAUCCUCCACAUAUUAAAAAGCUCUUCUUCCAAAAUGGUGACUUGUAUGUGCAGUGGAAGAAUCCACAGAACUUUUAUAGCAGAUGCUUAUCUUAUCAAGUAGAAGUCAAUAACAGCCAGACUGAGACUCGGGAUAUUUUCUCCGUUGAAGAGGCCAAAUGUCAGAAUCCAGAAUUUGAGGGAGACCUGGAGGGUACAAUUUGUUUCAUGGUCCCCGGUGUUCUUCCUGAUACUGUGAACACAGUCAGAAUAAGAGUCAAAACAAAUAAAUUAUGCUAUGAGGAUGACAAACUCUGGAGUAAUUGGAGUCAAGCGAUGAGUAUAGGUAAGAAGGCCGAUCCCACAUUCUACAUAGCCAUGUUACUCAUCAUUCCAGUCAUCGUUGCAGGUGCCAUCAUAGUCCUGCUGCUUUACCUAAAAAGGCUCAAGAUCAUUAUGUUUCCUCCAAUUCCUGAUCCUGGCAAGAUUUUUAAAGAAAUGUUUGGAGACCAGAAUGAUGAUACCCUGGUAAGCACUGACUCUAUGAGGUUUGAAAUUG
Equus quagga is the source of this 734-nucleotide messenger RNA. RefSeq names its product interleukin-13 receptor subunit alpha-1-like. The transcript is spliced from 6 exons. The annotation marks the transcript as partial. Gene Ontology annotation, cellular component: external side of plasma membrane. Gene Ontology annotation, biological process: cytokine-mediated signaling pathway. NCBI's taxonomy places the organism in Eukaryota, Metazoa, Chordata, Mammalia, Perissodactyla, Equidae. Gene Ontology annotation, molecular function: protein binding; cytokine receptor activity. The record is from RefSeq and is a predicted model, not a curated record.